UACUGCAGUCAAGGGGAAAAAUUCUUGAGGUAUUCUCACAGGAAUUUAGAUAAAUAUUGUAUCUUUUAAAGUAUGUGGAGCUUUACAUAAUAUUUCAUUCAAAAAACAGUGGGGUUUUUUCUUCUUCUUUUUUUUUUUCUUAAAGCCUCUUCCUCCUUGUCAUGACUCUAAGGAAUCUAUGCAGGUGUAUAAACAGCACUGCAAAAUAGCAGAAGAGUACCAUGAGGUCAAGAAAGAAAUUGCUCUGCUGGAAGAAAGAAAAAAGGAGCUGAUUGCCAGACUGGAACAAGUGGAAAAAGAAAGCAUGGAUGCUGCUCAGCUGGCUAAGGAGUAUGCAGAACUGACAGAGGAGAACCGAACACUGAAGCUGGCCCAGACGCAGUGCGUGGAGCAGCUGGAAAAGCUCAGGAUACAGUAUCAAAAAAGACAGGGUUCCUCAUAACUCCCAACUAGCUCAUACAGGAUUGGUCCUGUGCUGGAAAGAGAUUUUAAAAUAAAGAUCUGUUUAAUAUGUUACAACACUUUACUACAGACACAGAGUAUGUAGAAGUCUAUAUUUGAUUUAAUGCUUGCCUCCCAGUAGC
Molecule: messenger RNA, 584 nt
Organism: Cinclus cinclus
Lineage: Eukaryota; Metazoa; Chordata; Aves; Passeriformes; Cinclidae
Gene: MAP3K7CL
Product: MAP3K7 C-terminal like
Exons: 2
Coding region: 179-442 (87 amino acids)
Cellular component (GO): nucleus; cytosol
Source: RefSeq, a predicted model, not a curated record